This is a messenger RNA of Cataglyphis hispanica, 3180 nucleotides long. RefSeq names its product protein pigeon (gene pigeon). Gene Ontology annotation, cellular component: trans-Golgi network. The transcript is spliced from 11 exons. The record is from RefSeq and is a predicted model, not a curated record. Bases 255 to 3092 code for a protein of 945 amino acids. Lineage: Eukaryota; Metazoa; Arthropoda; Insecta; Hymenoptera; Formicidae. Gene Ontology annotation, biological process: positive regulation of amyloid-beta formation.
GAAACAGUGUGAUUGUACACAACUAUUCAUCUCGAUUGUGCCUAGAGUAACUAACACGAUUGACCAAUCAAAAGGCUUCAAUAAGCUUUCAGACAGCAGCAGACGACAAGAAACAUAGAGGAAAUAGAAAUAUCAAAGUACUUGUGUAUAUGCAUACAUACUUUUUACUGCUUUUUACUUGUGGAUUGUAAACGUCAAUCGAAAAGGAUCUCUUGGAAUAUAAAUAUUAUUUACAAAUAAUUUCUCUCAUAGAUAUGAUAGAAAAUCUUGCAGCGAAAUUAUGUUUACUAUUGUCGGAAAAUGCCAACGCAGCCGAACAAUGGAAGCUACUGGGACAGGAAAAAGAUGGUUCAAUACUUAUUGGUUGGGUGGAGGAAUUGGAGAAGAACAAUGUACAUACAUCAUAUACUGUAAUUGGUCGUUACGACCAGAUUAACAAUAAAUUACAGGUAUUAUACCGCUUUUCGGAAGUAUUAAAUGUUGUUCAAGCUACAGUCAACCAAAGUCAUAGUUUAUUAGGAUAUGUGACGAAACAUAAGAAUAAUUUGGAGACAAAAGAUUCCUGUGAAAAUCAUUGUUCAGACAAUGUUAGUGCAACUGAUGAACUUUGCAGAGAAUUUUAUAGAGUGUUUCUCAUUGAGUUGACAACUGACGAUACCAAAAUGCAUAAUCUAGAGAUAGAGAGGUCUAAACAAGUGCGAAUACAAUUUUUAUAUAGAGAGAAAGAACAGCUUGAUGUAGAUAAGUUUUUGGUGCUAAUACAUCACGAAUGUAUCAUGAUAUAUACAGUUCAGUGUGAUACAUCUGUAAAUAACUUAAGAUUGAUAAAAGAAUUAAAAUCCGAAAUACUUGUAAAAACCUUUAUAUGGGCUCAAUGGGAUAUGAUUAAUCAAGUUCUUUAUCAUAUACAUCAUCGACGAAUACCCGCAAGCGUAGUUACUGAGAAUGACGAUGAAAAUAAUUCCAAGACUUCGAAACCGACACUCAGUGGUCUCCAAUUUCAUGAUGAUUUGCCUCAUGAAACAGUGCUGAAUAUUCCAUUAAAUUUACCGCUACUAUCGCCGUCCUCUAAUUGCGGGACUUACGAGGACGAUGUAAUACCUCUACGAGUCCACGAUUGUUCCCUAGAUCUCAUAGUAGUAUCAGAUACCAAGGGAAUGGUCUGCGUUUGUCACUACUAUCUUUAUCGACCUGUCCAGCCGCCGCAACACAUACUUAACUCCUUGAACGAGUCCAACACAGUGCACUUUGCAUACUCGGUGACGCUGUUGCACCACAGCUGCGUAAUCCAUUGCGUUAUACCGGGUAUAACAUGGUCGCGCGCCAAACUGAUGAGACCGACUUUUGCGAUCUACGGGAGCCAUCAUAUGAUAGUAUUCGUGCCGGGACUGUUCGCGCAUCUUCUCGAGAUCGGUGUAAAUCACGAGCCCUGCUGCCACAUAUUAUGCGGCCCACCGCCAUCGAUACCGUCUCGCGUUUCCUAUCUGGUACCUUUACUCGACUUGGACAAUACUAGCAAAGGAACGAGAAAGAAUUCCUACAAUUCGGACAGCAAAGUUGGUUAUUUGGAUGGAAACAAUUCAUUUGUGAAUUCUAGCAGUAUACUGACGAUAGACUUGCCUACUUUGGAUCUCGUGCCGUUGACAAUUUCUCCGGAUUUUCUCAUCGAAGUCUUUCGCAAGGAGGUCUCGGUCGAGAUUCGGCUGGGAAUACUCCAUUAUUUUCUCUGUCAUAAAAACGAUACGGAGGUUAUCGCGGAAUUAAUGUCUAUUGUCGCAGAAAAACCGCGCUCGCUGGACAUCCCGCGCUUUAUGCAAGAGAUUCUUAUAGGCGGCUCUUACGCACUAGUGCAAAAGAAUCUCCUCGUUGAUACGAUUCCAUUGCUAUCUCUGUUGCCCGUCACUACAAUCGGGGAUUAUAUGACUUUUGACAUAAAAAUGAACGAUUUGGACAUUACACUAAGCCACGAGAAACUUUGGAACACAUCGGUGAUGUUGCUAUCACCGCAGCAAAGACUUGUUCCUUAUCGUAGCGAUCUAUGGACUAGGCUGUGGGAUCAAUUGAAUAAAAAUGGUGGCGAUAAAUUAAGAUUCAAACCUAGCCAUAUCGCGGAGAAACUAUUAGUUUCAUUAGCUUGUUAUCAACCAGAAGCCUUAUCCAGGUGCAGCACUCCAAUGUCUCCAAGCGGAGGAUUUGUUGCAGUACCGCUUGGAGAUUUCAUGGGUAAUCGGAACAUCAAAUUGGAUUCGGGCUUACCGUUUAAUGAAACUGAAAGUUGCACCGCUUCGAAGCAGGAGCAUAUUGUCUCUGUCAAUUUGCGUGAACUCUCCAUGUAUCUUUUGAAAAACGGCACGCAUACAUCGAAUAUGCAUACGCGAGGCUCUUGUACCCCGUUACACGUUCAUGCCAUGGCCACGAGAUAUGUGGCUGCGCAAUUGGAAGCUUCGCGUAUAUUAUGUCAAAUACUUUGCAGAGCAGCCGGCGUUGAUCCAAGAAUCGAACAAGAACGUGGCUUUAAUCUCGUAGAUCAAUUAGACGAAGCAAGACGAUGGUUGCUGUUUAUGCUCUUGCAACGAUACAGACACGCAAUAGAGAACAUCGCAUUCCCGGCGCCACAGGGAUUCGCAUCGUUUUUUACUUAUCUCGGUUACCGCACUCUUAAAUACUCGAUGUUUCUGCAAUAUGUCGAACGUUCAGUGUUUGAACUCCAAGUUGACGUUACCAAGAUUAUUCUAGCCGAUAUAAGCGAUACAAAAGAAAAUGUCGUACAGAAGUUGAAGUUGUUGUCUUUCUUGCCGAGAUCUCGUGCAAAAAGACUCUUGAAUCAAUGGCUGCAUCCAGUUAGCUUGAUGCUGCGAGCCAGAGAACAUGCCGCUAAUAUUUUGUGCGGUGAAGUAUCCCAGAGUCGAGCUGGAAGUCGAACUUUACAACAUCGUAAUCAUCAUAAUAGUUUGGCAGCAUUUCCUUCUGCAGAUCGUUUAUCACCAUUAGAUACUUUUCUGGAUUUGCUUACUGCAAAAGCUAGUCUUACAGAAUUGGACUUUGGAUUAUUGAUAGAAGCAACAGUAACAUCUACAGAAGACUUUCUCUAAUGGAAAUUAAAUUUAGUAUUUGUAGUCACCAAAAAAUGUUAAAUGCAAUCAAUAAUUGAUAUAAUAAAAUCAAUUAUUAUAAAUAAUA